Molecule: messenger RNA, 1185 nt
Organism: Leptosomus discolor (cuckoo roller)
Lineage: Eukaryota; Metazoa; Chordata; Aves; Leptosomiformes; Leptosomidae
Source: RefSeq, a predicted model, not a curated record
GUGGUUGCUUUUGCCUCGCUUUUCUUCAUCCUGGUCUCCAUCACAACCUUCUGCCUGGAGACGCACGAGGCCUUCAACAUCGAUGUCAAUGUGACGGAGACCCUCGUGGUUGGCAACACCACGACGAUCCUGCUGACGCAUAAAGUGGAGACGGAGCCCAUCCUCACCUACAUCGAAGGGGUCUGCGUCCUGUGGUUCACCCUUGAGUUCCUGGUUCGUAUCAUCUGCUGUCCAGAUAAGCUUCUCUUCGUUAAAAACCUGCUCAACAUCAUUGACUUUGUGGCCAUCUUGCCUUUCUACCUGGAGGUAGGUCUCAGUGGCCUGUCCUCCAAAGCUGCCCGAGAUGUACUGGGCUUCCUACGGGUGGUACGUUUUGUCCGGAUCCUCCGGAUCUUCAAGCUGACACGGCACUUUGUGGGUCUCCGGGUGCUGGGCCACACGCUCCGGGCCAGCACCAACGAAUUCCUGCUCCUCAUUAUCUUCCUUGCCUUGGGGGUCUUGAUUUUCGCCACUAUGAUCUACUACGCCGAGCGGAUCGGAGCCAAGACAUCCGACCCCCGUGGAAGCGACCACACUCACUUUAAGAACAUCCCCAUUGGGUUCUGGUGGGCUGUGGUCACAAUGACGACCCUGGGCUACGGCGACAUGUACCCCAAGACCUGGUCGGGCAUGGUGGUGGGGGCUCUCUGUGCGUUGGCCGGGGUGCUCACCAUCGCCAUGCCCGUGCCUGUCAUUGUCAAUAACUUUGGGAUGUACUAUUCGUUGGCCAUGGCCAAGCAGAAGCUGCCAAAGAAGAAGAAAAAGCAUAUACCCCGUCCGGCCCCGCUGGACUCCCCUACCUACUGCAAAUCCGACGAAAACUCCCCCCGUAACAGCACCCAGAGCGACACUUGCCCCUUGGCAGUAGAGGAAGGGGCGGCUGAGCGGAAACGGUCAGACUCUAAGCAGAACGGCGAGGCCAACGUGGUGCUGUCAGACGAGGAGCAGCCGCUGUCGCCGACCGAUGAGGAGAAGCGGCCCAUGCGGCGCUCCAGCACCCGGGAUAAGAACAAGAAAUCCUCCACGUGCUUCCUGCUGGCCACGGGUGACUUCUCCUGUGCAGCGGAUGGAGGCAUCCAGAAAGACACCUGCCAAGACGUCCUCUCUUCCAGUUACCCCCAGGGUGAGGUGGUCACCUUCUCCUGA